This is a messenger RNA of Phanerochaete carnosa HHB-10118-sp, 3654 nucleotides long. RefSeq lists its product as uncharacterized. The coding region runs from base 43 to 3510 and encodes 1155 amino acids. The record is from RefSeq and is a predicted model, not a curated record. Gene Ontology annotation, biological process: acetyl-CoA biosynthetic process; tricarboxylic acid cycle; citrate metabolic process. NCBI's taxonomy places the organism in Eukaryota, Fungi, Basidiomycota, Agaricomycetes, Polyporales, Phanerochaetaceae. Gene Ontology annotation, cellular component: cytosol. Gene Ontology annotation, molecular function: ATP citrate synthase activity. The transcript is spliced from 8 exons.
CCCCAUUCUUGACUCUCAUAGACUAGUUGUUACAGGCUAAAAAUGUCAGCCAAACCCGUCCGCGAGUAUGACGCCAAGCUUCUGCUUGCAUAUUGGCUCGAGCGCGCCCCCGCCGUCGACGCGAAUGCCACCGUCAAGACCAACUUUGUCUACCCGUCUUCGAAAGUUGCUCAGGUUUCAUGGGAUGCCGAAACCGAUGCUAUCACUCCUGACACUCAGCUCCCUGGCUGGGUCUUCAACACAAAACUCGUCGCCAAGCCUGAUCAACUCAUCAAGCGUCGUGGCAAGGCCGGCCUCCUUGCUCUCAACAAGACUUGGGACGAGGCAAAGGAUUGGAUCCAGCAGCGCGCUGGUAAGCCCCAGAAGGUCGAGUCUGUCACCGGCACUUUGAACAACUUCAUUCUCGAGCCCUUCCUCCCGCAUCCAUCUAACACCGAGUUCUACGUCUGUAUCAACUCGCAACGCGAGGGUGAUGCCAUCCUCUUUACCCACGAAGGCGGUGUCGAUGUCGGCGACGUCAAUGCGAAAGCCCUUGUUCUCGACCUCCCGGUCGGAGCACCUUUCCCCUCGCGAGAAACUAUCAAGAAGACUCUACUUGUACAUGUGCCUGAGAGCAAGAAGGAGACUCUGGUCGACUUCCUCACACGGCUCUACUCUGUCUACGUUGAUCUCCACUUUGCUUACCUCGAGAUCAACCCCCUGGUUUGUCUCGAUGGCGAGAACGGCGGCGAGCCCGCUAUUCACUACCUCGACAUGGCUGCCAAAUUAGACCAGACCGCUGAGUCUAUCUGUGGUCCCAAGUGGGCGAUUGCUCGUGAUCUGACCGUCUACGAACCUGGUUCUCAGGUCACCACCAGCAAGGGCAAAACUGUGUCUGCCGACCGCGGUCCUCCAAUGGUCUGGCCUGCUCCCUUCGGUCGCGACUUGACAAGGGAGGAGGCGUAUAUCCAAAAGCUCGAUGGCUCAACCGGUGCCUCUCUGAAGCUCACCGUGCUCAAUCCCGAGGGUCGGAUUUGGACCAUGGUUGCUGGUGGUGGCGCUUCUGUCGUCUAUUCAGAUGCCAUAGCCGCUCAUGGCUUCGCUCAUGAGCUUGCCAACUACGGCGAGUACUCCGGUGCGCCUACGGAAGGCCAGACCUAUGAAUAUGCGAAGACUAUCCUUGACUUGAUGACUCGUGGCACUCCUCGCCCUGACGGCAAGAUUCUCAUUAUUGGUGGUGGUAUCGCGAACUUCACCAACGUGGCGGCUACCUUUAAGGGUAUUAUUCGCGCCCUCAAGGAGUUCAAGGGUCCGCUUAGCAACCAUAGGGUUCGCAUUUUUGUCCGCCGUGGUGGUCCUAACUACCAGGAAGGUCUCAAAGCCAUGCGUCUACUCGGCGAGUCGCUUGGCGUCGAAAUCAAAGUCUACGGCCCCGACACCCACAUUACCGCUAUCGUCCCGCUUGCCCUCGGCAUUAAGACGGAGCCUAAGAACCCUAUUCAGUCCAUUCCGCCCACUGCUCCUGCCUCACCCAAGGCACCUGCCAUCGAUGGCCCGGGAUACACUGACCUUGGCGUCGGCGCGAUUCACCCCGACGGCGAGCGUACUCAGCCCAACGACCAGAUCGUGCGCUUCGAUACCACCGAGCAGGCCCACUCUGCGCGCCCCUGGUACCGACCUUUUGACGCCUCUACUCGCUCGUUUGUAUAUGGUCUCCAGCCCCGUGCUAUCCAAGGCAUGCUGGACUUCGACUACUCAUGUGGCCGUGAGACACCCUCUGUUGCUGCCAUGAUCUACCCUUUCGGCGGUCACCAUAUUCAGAAGUUCUACUGGGGCACUAAGGAGACGCUCCUCCCUGUGUACACUAGUGUUGAGGAGGCCGCGAAGAAACACCCUGAUGCCGAUGUCGUGGUCAACUUCGCUUCGUCGCGUUCCGUCUACUCCAGUACCCUCGAGAUCCUCAAGUUCCCUCAGAUCAAGAGUAUCGCUAUUAUAGCUGAGGGUGUUCCCGAACGCCAUGCUCGUGAGAUCCUUCACCUCGCCAAGGCCAAGGAUGUCCUCAUCAUCGGUCCUGCCACUGUUGGUGGCAUCAAGCCUGGAUGCUUCCGUAUUGGCAACUCCGGAGGUAUGAUGGACAACAUCAUCGCGUCCAAGUUGUACCGUCCUGGCUCCGUCGGUUAUGUCUCGAAGUCUGGAGGCAUGUCGAACGAGUUGAACAACAUCCUUUCACUCGUCACCAACGGUACCUAUGAGGGUAUUGCUAUUGGUGGUGAUCGUUACCCUGGCUCAACAUUUAUCGACCACCUUUCCCGCUACGAGAACGACUCCGAAUGCAAGAUGCUCGUCCUUCUUGGUGAGGUUGGUGGUAUUGAGGAGUAUCGUGUCAUCGACGCCGUCAAGAAGGGUAUCAUCAAGAAGCCUAUCGUUGCUUGGUCCAUCGGUACCUGCGCGAAGAUGUUUACCACCGAGGUGCAAUUCGGCCACGCUGGCUCGAUGGCGAACUCGGACAUGGAGACCGCCGAUGCAAAGAAUGCUGCUAUGCGUAAAGCUGGCUUCAUCGUCCCUGACACCUUCGAAGACCUCCCUCAGGUACUCCGCGAAACCUACGAGCGCCUUGUUGUCAGCGGCGCCAUCGCCCCCAAGUCUGAACGCGAGCCUCCUGUCAUCCCCAUGGACUACAAGUGGGCCCAGGAACUUGGUCUUAUCCGCAAACCUGCUGCUUUCAUCUCUACCAUCUCUGACGAGCGUGGCCAAGAAUUGCUUUACGCUGGCAUGCGCAUCUCUGACGUUUUCAAGGACGACAUUGGCAUUGGCGGUGUCGUUUCGCUCCUGUGGUUUAGGCGUCGUCUCCCGCCCUGGGCUACCAAGUUUGUCGAGAUGGUACUUAUGCUCACUGCUGAUCACGGCCCUGCCGUAUCUGGCGCGAUGAACACCAUUGUUGCGACACGUGCGGGCAAAGACCUCAUUUCCUCGCUCGCGUCUGGUCUCCUCACCAUCGGUAGCCGCUUCGGUGGCGCACUCGAUGAGGCUGCCGCCAUGUUCUCAAACGCCCGCGACACCGGCCUAACGCCGCGCGAGUUCGUCGACCAGUGCCGCAAACAGAAUAAGCUUAUCUCGGGUAUCGGUCACAAGAUUAAGAGUGUCAACAACCCCGAUCUUCGUGUCGAACUUGUCAAGGAGUAUGUCCAAAAGCAUUUCCCGAGCCAUAGCCUGCUCGACUAUGCGCUCGCCGUCGAGAAAGUCACUACCUCGAAGAAGGAUACGCUCAUUCUUAACGUCGAUGGAUGUAUCGCCGUCUGCUUCGUGGACCUGCUGCGCGACUCUGGCGCGUUCACACCCGAAGAGGCCGACGAGUACAUCAAGAUUGGUACGCUCAAUGGCCUGUUCGUCCUCGGCCGCUCGAUUGGUUUCAUCGGUCACCACCUUGACCAGAAGCGUCUGCGUGCGCCGCUGUAUCGUCAUCCUGCAGAUGACAUCUUCAUCAACAUGGCGGACCUCCAGCAGCCGCGCGUGCUCGGGAAAAUGGCGUGAAAGACGUGAAUAUGAAAUCAAACGGGACAGUGCUUGGGUCCGACGCUACCCUCGCCGCUGAACAUGGUGUAGUGCGAUAUCGAUUGCUGUCGUAGCUGGUGUAAAAUCACAAGUGUAAUGCAACUAGAUAGAAUUCGAGUUCGC